AUGAACAACCAGUUUCAUUCAAGUUUAUCAACGUACACGAGACCCGAUUUGUUUCCUACUGGAGACGAUGAUGAAGAGCUUUUUGGCAUCAUGUCCAAAUGUGUUAACUUGCUUGAACAAUGUGAAUCAUCAAGACCAUACAUACCCCGUAUGGUCGUCGAAAGAGAUCGAUAUGGUGCUGACGAGCGCCUAAUGGCAGCUUACUUUAACGAAAACCCAAGGUAUUUGUUGAAGAGUUUUAGGCGACGAUUCCGUAUGUCUAGACCUAUGUUCAUGCGCAUUGUGAACGACAUAAUAUCAUACUCAUCUCGCAAUCCAGGUCAUGUGCCUUUGCAUUUUAAAAGAAUGCAAAACAAGCAGCUUGAUGCCCGAGGAAUGCCUGGUUUCAGCACCAUCCAAAAGUGUGUAUGCGCCAUACGUCAAUUGGCGUAUCGUUACAAUCCUGACUCGCUUGACGAGUAUCUACGGAUGGGUGAAGAAACAGCAAGGUGUUAUUUAGACUAUUAUUGUAAGUGUGUGUUCGAACUUUACAGGGAUGAAUACUUGCGUAGACUAACACCAGAGGACAGACAACGCUUGUAUGCUCGACACGAAGAGCUUCAUGGCUUCCCAGGCAUGCUUGGAAGCAUUGAUUGCAUGCACUUGCUUUGGAAGAACUGUCCCAAGGCAUGGCAAGGUCAGUUUACGUGUGGUGAUAACGGUCAUCUAACCAUUAUGCUUGAAGCGGUAGCUUCAUACGAUAGGUGUAUCUGGCAUGCUUUUUUCGGCACAGCUGGUUCGAACAACGAUAUAAAUGUUCUGAAUCAGUCGCCUUUAUUUAAGGAAAUCAUUGAAGAUCGUGCACCUGAUAGCUCGUUCACUGUUAAUGGCACCUACUACAAAAAGGGUUACUAUCUCGCAGACGACAUUUAUCCUGAAUGGUUGACUUUUGUAAAGUCGUAUUCAUGCCCUCAAGAUGAGAAGCGGAAGAAAUUUAAAAAGUUUCAAGAAAGUGUCCGGAAGGAUGUCGAGCGUGCCUUUGGAGGGCUUCAAAACUCAUGGCACAUUCUAACCCAACUAGCAAGAUCAAAAAGCACGAAUCGGAUCACUCGAACAAUGUACGCCCGUGUUAUAUUGCAUAACAUGAAGGUUCAAGACGCAGGGUACGCCAUAUGCUCACUUGAGGAUGGAGACGAGAUUGAUCCAAUCGUCUUACCGGAACGUACGUUCGAGGAAAGGAUUGCACUUCACCAACGUACCGACAAGGAGCUUCGUGAUCGCACUGUGCAUCAUGCUUUUCGUCAUGAUCUUACAAAGCAUAUAUGGCGCCUCCCGGCUUAA
This is a messenger RNA of Erigeron canadensis, 1320 nucleotides long. RefSeq lists its product as uncharacterized. Bases 1 to 1320 code for a protein of 439 amino acids. The transcript has a single exon. Lineage: Eukaryota; Viridiplantae; Streptophyta; Magnoliopsida; Asterales; Asteraceae. The record is from RefSeq and is a predicted model, not a curated record.